This is a messenger RNA of Anthostomella pinea, 1083 nucleotides long. NCBI's taxonomy places the organism in Eukaryota, Fungi, Ascomycota, Sordariomycetes, Xylariales, Xylariaceae. The record is from the annotation of a GenBank genome assembly.
AUGGCUCCCCCAACCAUAGCCAUCACCGGCGCCUCAGGCAAACUAGGCGGCGCCACGUUCUCGGCGCUGCUAUCACACUCCCUCGCCCCGCCUGCAUCCAUGAUCGCCCUGACCUCGUCGCACCCCUCCUCAGCCACAUGGACCGCGCUCGCGAGCGCCGCCCGCGGCGUCCAGGUGCGGCACGCCAGCUACGACGAGCCGGUCGAAUCCUUCGCGGAGGCGCUGCGAGGCGUGGAUCGCCUGUUUCUAGUGUCGACGCCGCGCGUCGCGCUGGAUUUCGACGAUGCGAAGGCGGGCGGGCGCGAGAUGCAUCAUAAAGUGGCUAUUGAUGCGGCGGUCAUGGCGGGCGUGGGACGGGUGUAUUAUUCGAGUUUGGCUUUUGGAUUUGAUGGGAAGAGGGCGAGGGUUAAAGGAGGAGGCGAUGAGGAGGAUGGGAUAGACGCAGAGGAGGAAGAGGGCGUCACGAAAGGCACGACCAACCACAGCAAAGCAGGCGUCAUGCGCGCCCACCUGCGCACCGAGGCGUACCUCCGCGAAUGCAGCGUCAAGCACGGCCUCGGCGUCACCGUCUUGCGCGAGGGGCUGUACAACGAGUCCUGGCCUUUGUACCUCGGCUACUUUGCGCCGAGCGGCAGGGAUGAUGAUCGCGCCGUUGUGCCGCUCGCAGGUGAUGGGCGCAUCUGCUGGACGGCGAUUAAGGACCUGGGCAUCGCGAGCGCGGUUGUCCUGGCGGCGUCGGGGGAGGACGACGUGUACAGGGGGAGGACGUUUUACCUCUCGACGCGACCGCGGACUGCGCGGAGCAUGAAGGAGAUCGCGGCGAUGGUUGGACGGGCGAGGGGGAGGGAGGUCAGGGUCGAGGUCGUGGGCAGGAAGGAGCAUGAGCGGUAUUAUGUGCAGGAGCGCGGGCUGGACAGGGCGGCGGUGGAGUGGUGGGCUAGCACGUACGAGGCGAUGGAGGAGGGUGAGUGUUUGAUCGAUGACCCGACUUUGGAGAGGCUGUUGGGGAGCGUGGGGGUGACGGCGACGCCGGUGGAGGAGACGGUGGCUGCGAUGGUGAAAGGGGGGACAGAAACUGGGUGA